AUGAAUAAGCUACUAAGUAGACCUUUUAGAAACGCUAGGAGGAUUCACACAUCAGCUCUUCGCAGGGACUCAGACGAUACAGGCCCGCUAAUCAAAAAGAAGAGGAGAUUCUUCGACCUAAAAUUGUUCAGGCAGCAUUUGCGAAGACAAAAAACAGAAGAAAUUGAAAAUGAAAAAAGAGAAAUUUUGAAGAGUUGUGCAAAGGAUCCUCCAGAAAAUUGGAAUGUUAGAAAGUUCCUCACCAAAAUAGAGAUAGGCGAAAAUAUUGAUGAAAUAGAAAGCGCCUUUAAAAGUUGGGCUGAUUUCAUCACCAUAACUCCAAAGGAGUUGUAUGCAAUGGAAUGCUUAACAAAUGAACAGAGAAGAAAAAUAUGGAAAUAUGUGAAUCAAUUUAACCAUGGAUUAUAUCCUGAAGACUCUUAUGAUGAUUUUGUUCGGAAUUUUCAAGCCCCUCCACUUGAAAAUGAAAAUAAACCAUGGACAAAGGAAGAUGAAGACCAAUUUGCAUAUUACUUAAAUUAUUUCGAUGUAGAUUUUGGGGAUCCAUGGUUAUACAUUUCUUGGAAAAUGAAAAGAACUUUUGAUGAUGUUCAAAAUAAGUACAUUGAAUUAUAUUUGAAAAAAAAAAAUAAAAAUAGGAAAUGUGAAAUUUGUCUUACCAAAUCAACCACCCCUUUGUUAAUGAAUAGAAAAUUUAAAUUGGAUCCCCCCUUCCUUUUUUUUAUUCCUUCUUCUGUUAAUUUUCCUCCAAUGACCAUAUAUGAUUACUGUAAGAAAAAGGAAUCGUUGUCUGUAAGUAAUGAGAGCCAAAACGCGGGUGAUGAAACUGCUCUGCGGAGUGGUUCCUCCCACCAGCGUCCAAUCCAAGAUGCCUUGUAUCCGUCCUAUGCGUCCCUUAUUUUUUCCCCAAACUUUUUGCGGUACGUGGAUAAGGCUUGUUUUUAG
Molecule: messenger RNA, 945 nt
Organism: Plasmodium fragile
Lineage: Eukaryota; Apicomplexa; Aconoidasida; Haemosporida; Plasmodiidae
Exons: 2
Coding region: 1-945 (314 amino acids)
Source: RefSeq, a predicted model, not a curated record